Aspergillus clavatus NRRL 1 is the source of this 405-nucleotide messenger RNA. RefSeq lists its product as uncharacterized. The record is from RefSeq and is a predicted model, not a curated record. The transcript is spliced from 2 exons. NCBI's taxonomy places the organism in Eukaryota, Fungi, Ascomycota, Eurotiomycetes, Eurotiales, Aspergillaceae. The coding region runs from base 1 to 405 and encodes 134 amino acids.
AUGAAGAGUUACUUUGGACAGUUGCAGAUUCUCUACGACGCAGGUCUCCGCAACUUUGUGCUGCUCACUGUUCCCCCAAUCGAUCGGUCCCCAUUGAUGCUGUCUCAAGGCAAAGACGUCACCAGCUUAGAAGCCGCCGUCAUCAAGCAGUACAACGACCUCAUCGCUAAAAAUCUUAAGCAGUUCAAGAAAAAGAACAGCGGCAUCACGGCGAAGAUUGUGGACACUCAUGCGCCGUUUAAUACAGCUCUGGAUAACCCAACAGCAUAUGGCGCCAAAAACGCUACCUGCUUCAAUGAGGAUGGCAAGUCGUGUCUGUGGUUCAAUGACUACCAUCCCGGAAUUGCUAUCCACGAUCUUACUGCGCAGGCUGUGGCUUCGGCUUGGAAGGAUACCUUUUUCUAG